GGCGAAGCCCAUUGGCUAGUGGGGAUCAGAAGAGGGUCUAGAUGCAGAAUAUUUCCAGGGUAUCCGAGCAUACUGAAACAUUACAAGAAAGGUCAAUAAGUGCUGCACAGCAUCCGAACUGGAAAAAGUUCAGCAACAGGAAGGCAGUGAAAGAUAAAGAAGGUACCACCAAGAAAACUGUGUCAGUGAUUUCCCCUAAGAUGUUCUUGUCCCAAAGAAGCAGUCCCAGGGGAACGGAUUUGUAUACAACCUUUCAGGGGCCAACCUCUUACCAUGUUAUCCAGAUUUCGACCUUUGCCAACAGCACCUGGGCACAAAAUCAAGGCUCAGGCUGGUUGGAUGAUUUUCAGAUUCAUGGCUGGGAUAGUGACUCGGGCACUGCCAUUUUCCUGAAGCCCUGGUCCAAGGGCAACUUCAGUGAUGCGGAGUUGAUUGAGCUGGAGGACCUAUUCCGAGCCUACUACAUUGGAUUCACUCAGGAAGUGCAGGACUAUGCCAGUAAAUUCCAGAUUGAAUACCCCUUUGUGAUCCAGGGUAUAGCAGGUUGUGAGCUGCAUUCUGGGAAGUCCAUAAGAAGCUUUUUGAGGGGAGCUUUAGGAGGACUGGAUUUCGUGAGCAUUAAGAAUCAUUCAUGUGCACCUGCCCCAGAGGGCAGCAGCAGGGCGCAGCAGUUCUGUGCACUCAUCACUCAGUACCAAGACAUCAUGGGUAUCAUAGAGACGCUCCUCUCAGAAACCUGCCCUCGGUAUCUCCUUGGUGUCCUUGAUGCAGGGAAGACUGAACUACAGAGGCAAGUGAAGCCUGAGGCCUGGCUGUCCAGUGGCCCCAGUCCUGGGCCUGGCCGUCUGCUGCUGGUGUGCCAUGUCUCAGGAUUCUACCCAAAACCCGUGUGGGUGAUGUGGAUGAGGGGCGAGCGGGAGCAGUCUGGCACUCAGCAAGGAGAUGUCUUGCCCAAUGUUGACUGGACUUGGUAUCUCCAAGUAACCCUGAAUGUGACGGCUGGGGAGGAGACUGGCCUGAGUUGCCGAGUGAAGCACAGCAGUCUAGGAGACCAGGACAUCAUCCUCUACUGGGGUGAGUAA
Molecule: messenger RNA, 1082 nt
Organism: Balaenoptera ricei (Rice's whale)
Lineage: Eukaryota; Metazoa; Chordata; Mammalia; Artiodactyla; Balaenopteridae
Product: T-cell surface glycoprotein CD1b-2-like
Exons: 5
Coding region: 42-1082 (346 amino acids)
Biological process (GO): antigen processing and presentation, exogenous lipid antigen via MHC class Ib; immune response; positive regulation of T cell mediated cytotoxicity
Cellular component (GO): external side of plasma membrane
Molecular function (GO): lipopeptide binding; endogenous lipid antigen binding; exogenous lipid antigen binding
Source: RefSeq, a predicted model, not a curated record